This is a messenger RNA of Telopea speciosissima, 2163 nucleotides long. Its product is annotated as pentatricopeptide repeat-containing protein At3g05340-like. The record is from RefSeq and is a predicted model, not a curated record. Gene Ontology annotation, biological process: RNA modification. NCBI's taxonomy places the organism in Eukaryota, Viridiplantae, Streptophyta, Magnoliopsida, Proteales, Proteaceae. Gene Ontology annotation, molecular function: protein binding; RNA binding. The transcript has a single exon. Bases 58 to 2040 code for a protein of 660 amino acids.
CAGUUGCUUUAAAGGCCGUUACCGCUUCUUUUCAAACAGUGAGGCUGUGUUUCAUGGAUGAAAGCGAGAUGGGUAAUGAGCAGUUUCAAUUAUCACCUUUCCUCAUGUCCGUUAUCUUCUUUCUUGAGAAACAGAUGUCUGAGUUUGCGAAAUCUUUCUCUCUAUACGAGAGAUGUUGGCAUUGCCGUCAAUUAUGUGGAGACAAGCCGUCUUCUUUCCCUCUGUGGAAGAGAAAGACAUCUGGGUGUUGGGUCUUCUCUCCAUGCCUGCAUCAUUAAGCAUUCUGAACAUUUCAAUCUCAGGGAUCAGUUUAAUAUACGGAAUGUUCUUGUUGUUUGGAAUUCCCUCAUCUUUAUGUACUCAAAUUGCGGGGAAUUGUCCUACGCGGCCAAGGUGUUCGAUCGAAUGCCUAUCAAAGACACCAUUUCAUGGAAUUCACUGAUAUCAGGUUAUUUAAGGGUUGAAGAAUUCGAAACGGGAUUUGGUUUCUUUAAAAGAAUGCAUAGUUCGGGUAAUUUCCAAUUUGACCCUGCAACUCUGACUGCCGUUUUAUCUGCAUGUGAUAAAACGGAUCUUCUUUCUGUGAUUAAGUUGAUACAUUGUUUGGUAUUUUUAAAUGGGUAUGAGCAGGAAAUUCCGGUGGCAAAUGCUUUGAUUACUUCCUAUUUCAAAUGUGGAUGCGACAUCUCAGGGAGGAGAGUGUUUGAUGAAGUGUCUGAGAGGAAUAUCAUCACUUGGACGGCUGUGAUCUCAGGCCUUGCGCAAAGACAUUUUUAUGAGGAAAGUUUCAAUUUUUUCUUGAAGAUGCGGUCUGGAUCAGUAGUGCCUAAUUCUUUGACAUACUCAAGCUUGCUGUUGGCAUGCUCUGGUUUACGGGCUCUGAAAGAAGGGCGUCAGGUACACGGACUUGUCCUGAAAUCAGGAUUUCAGUCAGAUUUAUGCAUUGAAAGUGCACUAAUGGAUAUUUAUUCCAAGUGUAAUAGCGUGGAAGAUGCAUGCCAGAUUUUCGAGGCUGCUGAGGAGCUGGAUGAGGUUUCCAUGACUGUGAUUCUUGUGGGUCUUGUUCAAAAUGGAUUAGAAGAAGAAGCUGUCCAGUUCUUUGUAAAGAUGGUGACAAUGGGCAUUGAGAUUGACCCAAACAUGGUUUCUGCCAUUCUCGGGGUGUUUGGCAUGGAUACAUCUAUGGCUCUUGGCCAACAAAUUCACUCUUUGGUGAUAAAGAAAAACUUCGGGGUUAAUGCAUUUGUAAGCAAUGGGCUAAUUAACAUGUAUUCCAAGUGUGGGAAUUUGGAGGAGUCUGUUAAAGUCUUUCAUCAGAUGGUCCACAGAAAUUCAGUCUCAUGGAAUUCCAUGAUUGCAGCCUUUGCACGUCAUGGUCGUGGCUUUGAAGCACUUCAAUUGUAUGAAAAGAUGCAACUUGAAGGUGUGGAGCCAACGGAUGUUACAUUUCUAUCAUUACUUCAUGCCUGUAGUCAUAUUGGAUCAGUUGAAAGGGGCAUGGAGUUCUUGGAUUCAAUGACUAACAUUCAUGGAAUUAGUCCAAGGGUGGAGCAUUAUGCUUGUGUAGUUGACUUGUUGGGCCGGGCAGGAUGUUUGAAUGAAGCUAAGAGAUUCAUUGAGGGGCUGCAGGUGGAUCCUGGCGUGCUAGUCUGGCAGGCGUUGUUAGGUGCCUGUAGCAUACAUGGGGAUUCAACUAUUGGGAGAUAUGCAGCUGACAACUUGCUUUUGGCUGCACCUGAGAGCCCUACGGCUUAUGUUUUGAUGGCAAACAUAUACUCAUCUGAAGGGAAAUGGGAAGCGAGAGCAAAGGUUAUCAAGAGAAUGAAGGAGAUGAAGGUAAAGAAAGAGGCAGGGAUGAGUUGGAUUGAGCUUGAAAAGACGGUCCAUAGCUUUGUUGUAGGGGAUAGGACUCAUCCACAAAGUGAGAUUAUCUAUCAUGUUUUGAAAGAGUUGAUUAGGCUCAUGAGCGAUGAAGGAUAUGUGCUGGAUGAGAGGUUUUUGCAUUAUGAUUUAGAUCAAGAUUGCAAGGAAGUUUGUUGAAGCUAAUUAGGAGCAUGGUUUGGAAACUAAUGUUGGAAGCCCGAACUUAUUUCAGUAUUUCAUUAGAAACAGAAAUUUCAUAAAGGGAAUAGAAUAAGAAAGAAUUAAAGGUUUGCAAUACAA